AUGCCCCAUAUCGAUAUACGAUCCGGACGUUCCUAUGGCACACUCGGCAACAUGGAACAACAACGCAACGACGAGGAAGGAGAUCGACUCCUUCAUGGUGAAAGUGGAUAUUUGAAUGAAAGAAAUCUUGACGGUGAUGAUUCGUCAGUGGAUGAGGUUCAGGAAGGCGUUCGGAAGAUUGAGGCCAUCAACAUGACAUGGACCUCUCGGACUUUGGUUGUAGCUUAUAUUAGUAUCUUUCUCAUGGCUUUCUGUACAUCUCUGGAAAGCCAAACCCUCAUGUCAUUGUCGGCAUAUGCGACCAGUGCAUUUAGCAAACAUUCAUUGAUCUCGACGGUUCUUGUGGUCCAGAAUGUGGUCAAUGCUGUGAUCAAACCUCCCAUGGCCAAAGUGGCCGAUGUUUUCGGUCGCUUUGAAGCGUUCUGUUUGAGUAUCCUGAUUUAUGUCCUUGGUUAUAUUCAGAUGGCCGCAUCGAACAAUGUGCAAGCCUACGCAUCAGCACAGAUCUUUUACUCCGCCGGCUCGACAGGUUUGCAGAUCUUGCAGCAAGUGUUCAUCGCAGACAGCAGUAGUCUUUUGAAUCGUGCGCUAUUGGCCCUUCUGCCCGAGCUCCCAUUUCUCGUUACUGUUUGGAUAGGCCCAACGAUCGCAGAUGCCGUCCUUAGACAUACAUCGUGGCGCUGGGGUUAUGGAAUGUGGUCGAUCAUUUUGCCCGCCUCUUUUCUCCCUUUGGCUCUUUCGCUGCUGCUGAACCAACGAAAGGCUCGGAGGUUGAACCUCAUUAAGACCAGGUCGAGUCGACGACGCGGUAUCCUCAGUGUGAUCCGACGCACGUGGUAUGACCUGGACAUGUUUGGCUUGAUCCUCUUGUCCUCCGCCGUUACCUUGAUUCUAGUACCCUUGACACUUGCCGCCAAUGCCCAAGAUGGUUGGAGGAAUAAGAGGAUUAUUUCCAUGAUCGCAGUGGGUCUUGUGUGUCUGAUUGUUCUGCCCCUUUGGGAAACUUCGAAGAGAUUUGCACCGAAACCUCUCUUGUCGCUGCAUCUUCUCAAACAGCGAACUGCUGUCGCAGGCUGUGUAUUGGCCUUCUUUUAUUUCAUGGCUUUCUUCUUCUCCGUCCAGCCGUAUCUCUACUCUUAUCUCCAAGUCGUUCAGGGAUAUGAUGUCUCCACUGCGGGCCGUGUGACCCAGACAUUUGCAUUCACUUCAACCAUUGCAGCAUUUACGGUCUCCAUCCUCAUCAAAUACACGCGACGGUACCGAAAAUUCGUUACCAUAGGCUGUGUCAUUUACAUCGUCGGUCUGCUGUUGAUGCUGCUAUAUCGACGAGAGGGCAGCUCGCAAGUGCAGAUUCUGGGAACCCAAGUUAUUGUGGGUAUUGGAGGUGGACUUCUCAAUGUACCCGUGCAACUGGGAGUCCAGGCAUCUGCCAGUCACCAGGAAGUCGCGGCUGCCACAGCCAUGUUCCUAACCUCGAUGGAAAUGGGAGGUGCGGUAGGCGCUGCGAUCUCCGGGGCUGUCUGGACACAUAGCAUCCCUCGCAAGCUGCUUGUGUACCUUCCUGAGGAGACCAGAGGUGAGGCCGAAGAGAUUUUUGGGAAGUUAACCAAAGCUCUGUCAUAUCCAUUUGGAUCUCCGACUCGGAUUGCGAUCAACCGGGCUUACCAGGAGACCAUGAACAAACUAUUGGUGUUGGCGGUCAUCGCUUCUAUUCCUUUGAUUCCGCUGAGUCUUCUCAUGGUGAACUACAGGCUGGAUAAGGUGAGAUACCCGCCCAUGGCUUUUUUUCUUCAUUGUACAGGACUAAUGAUUUCCACCAGAUGA
Aspergillus ruber CBS 135680 is the source of this 1824-nucleotide messenger RNA. RefSeq names its product siderochrome-iron transporter MirC (gene mirC). The transcript is spliced from 4 exons. Gene Ontology annotation, biological process: siderophore transmembrane transport. Gene Ontology annotation, molecular function: siderophore-iron transmembrane transporter activity. The record is from RefSeq and is a predicted model, not a curated record. Lineage: Eukaryota; Fungi; Ascomycota; Eurotiomycetes; Eurotiales; Aspergillaceae. Bases 1 to 1824 code for a protein of 607 amino acids.